GCAAAAUAGGUAUAAAAAAUGCAGCAUUAACUCUAUGAACCUUGAAUCGCGGUCGUGUGUCGCACCAUUGUCGACGUCAUAAGAGAGAGGUCUUUGGUCCCGCUUACAGCAAUUCUGCACAUAACCAUAACCUAGCAUUCUAUGUCUGUACUUGUUUUUAUUUUGUUUGGUGAAAAGAUUAUGGAAUUUUAGACCUGAAACUUGAUUUCGUUUGUAUUUAUAUUCUUACCCAGUAUUGUGUCGUUUAUGUAUCUAUUUUUAAGAAUGUCUUCAACCAAACACCCAUACAAGAAUAAAAGUAUUUUAAGCUAAAACUACUUGACGAUGAGCUAAAGUCUAUAGUUAUAAUAGUUAUACUCAAAUUGUACAUCAUAAACUUGAAAUAUUUCAUUCAUAGUUCCUUACUCAUUGUACAAGACUUCUCGAAAUAUGCUCAGUUCCGAAAUAAAUAUAAAAAAGGGGGUAAACCCUUUGGUGUUCAGCUCCGUACAAAACAUCGACAUGGAAAAAUUGGCCAAAUGCCCUGAAAGUGACCUCCGACCGGUACUUCCGUGUCUAGUACGUAUGGGACUUAUCUCUCCUCUGGACAGCUCAAAUAAAUGCACCAAAAUGAAAGUCAACAUACUGACAAUAAUAAGCGGCAUGGAACUGGUUAAUUCCAUUGUGGCGUUAUUGAGCAUGGAUUUUCACAGAUUGGAAAUUGAUGUGAAAAAGGAACAACAACUCAGACAGAAAGGAAAUACUAAUUUGAACGAUUCAAUUUUGAUUGAUAGUUUAAAUAAUACGAGUAUGGCUUUGGAGUAUGAAAGAGGAGAUAUGACUAGAAGAUUGACCAUUCUCUUAGGAGAACUUUUAUACAUCCAAUCGCAAAUCCAAGAAACGAACGAAGCAACAGAUCAAGAAUCCUACAUAAAAUCGUCUGAACUGUUUGAUAACGACAUAUUUGCUGAAGAGUUUGCUGAUAUAAUAUCUAUCGCUUUAGCAGAACUACCUACUACACUUAAUAUAACAUCGAUAGUUGAAAUUGUGUUACACGUGCGUAACGGACCAGAAAUAAUAUGUAGAAUAGUGGCCAAUUUUCCUGAUUCUUUCAGAGAAGUAUGCACAUAUCUGAUACAAACAGGCGAAAAACAAGAAGAAGCAGUCUCUAGCACGAUUAGAGCUAGUACAAUCACUUUACUCUGUCAAAUGAAUCCAUCACAAUCUCUGACAGUCAGAUCUAAAUGUGUUGAAUUAUGCAGAAUGCCAGCUUUGGCUAUUUUGUUAUCGUUAGGCGACCCACUGGGGGACGAAGAGGGCGAUAUGGUUGCUUUUGUUAGUGGAUUAUUAUUAGGAAACGAUCAAACUAUAAGAAAUUGGAUAGCUCUAUUUAUCCGUACAGGCCAGAAAAGGAAAGGUGAAGCCUCUAGUAAUGCCCUGCAGCAAUUGCGGGAAGAAUUAUUAAAAAAGUUACAAACAAUAAUCGAUGCUUCCCCUGAAGGUCAAAUUCCUGAUAGUUUAGUUGUCCAAGCUUCAGCACUGUUAAGGCUAUACUGUGCUCUCAGGGGCAUUGCAGCGAUUAAAUUUCAAGAUGAAGAAGUUAAUCUUAUAGUACAACUUUUGACUUCACACCCCAAUCCAACUCCUGCGGGUGUAAGAUUUGUCUCUAUAGGCCUGUGUAUGCUGAUAGCAUGUCCUUCUCUGGUAUCUCAACCAGAUCAUGAAAGGCGCAGUAUUGAAUGGGUGCAAUGGCUUGUCAGAGAAGAAGCUUACUUUGAAUCCGCUAGUGGAGUGACUGCAUCUUUUGGAGAAAUGUUACUUUUGAUGGCUAUACAUUUUCAUAGUCAACAAUUGAGCGCCAUUUGUGAACUGACGUGUGCCACCUUAGGCAUGAAAAUUGCAAUUCGGCAUAACAAUAUGAAUAGGAUGAAGCAGGUUUUUACUCAGGAAAUUUUUACUGAGCAAGUAGUUACGGCGCAUGCAGUUAAAGUGCCAGUUACUCAAGGACUUAGUGCUAAUAUGAUGGGUUUUCUCCCCAUCCACUGCAUCCAUCAACUCCUAAAAUCUCGAGCUUUUGCCAAACACAAUGUGAACAUUAAAAACUGGAUUUACAAACAAAUUUGUACCAGCGUUAGCCCGUUACAUCCAGUAUUGCCAAUGCUAGUCGAGGUCUAUGUGAACAGUAUUAUGUUGCCUAAUGCUAAAAAUGCUGAGCAAGCAAAUAAACCAUUGACUGAAAACGAAAUUAGGACGGUUUUUCAAAAUUCAAUAUUUGGUCAAUACUUCGAUCACAAACCAUCAAUAUUCAACAUGGAUUUCGACACAAACUUGGAUAUGGGAGAUGUAAUUGUUGAUAAGUCCAGCUUAACUCCCCAACUGCUUCUUUUAUAUUAUCUGUUACUUUAUGAGGAUUGCAGAUUGAACAAUGCGAACGCUCUAGCAUCUAGUGGUCGCAAAAUAAAACAGUACUCUCCAGAAUUUUUGUCCGAGUUGCCCAUCAAAUAUCUACUCCACCAUGCUCAGAAGGAUCAGAGUUCCUACUCAGGACUUUUCGGGCCACUUUUAAAGCUUCUGGCUACUCACUUUCCACAUCUUACGUUAGUGGAGGACUGGUUGGAUGAUAUGUCUAUGCAUAUGGAAAAAAAGCCUUUGGAUAUCAAUGAACUGAUGGUUGUUACAGCAUUUAAUGAUAUUACAACUCGUCCUUCUCAAUGUGCAAUGGUUCUUCAAAAAAUGUUAAAAUGUGAAGCCAUAGAUAUUUGGCCAUUUGCUGAAAGUUUUACUCAAUGUGCUAGGCGUGUUCUUGGUCCAAAUAUUCCCAGAUACAUUCAGGAAUUGUAUAAAGAUGUGUGGCUUCGACUUAACACAGUGUUGCCGCGUCGUUUAUGGGUAUUAACUGUUAAAAAUUUGGUUGAAGAUUUUUCUGUAUUGACUCGAAUUGAUGUUGCUGAAGAUCCUCUACAGAUCAUGCGAUGUGAUGAAAAAGUAUAUCGCUGUGCCCCAAUCUACGCCAUCGUUCUUAGAGUUUUAAGGGCUAGUUUGGCCUCUUCCCGGAGUCAAUUGACGCAGCAUUUGCAAGCGAACCCUCGCUUGGACGCCCACGGACAGGUUGUAAAUGAACCUGAUAGGGAAGAAAUGUGUAGGGCUACAAUAGCAGCACAGGAAAGUGCAGCAGUUCAGAUGCUGCUGGAAACCUUAAUAGAAAGCAAAGAAGAUAAAUUGGUGCCGGGUCAAGAGUUGGCACUACAAGAAGUUAGAUCCUUAGUAUGCAGCUAUUUGCAUCAAGUUUUUAUUGCGGACACGGUUUUGUGCAAAUUGGUACAUUUUCAGGGUUACCCAAAUGAUCUAAUUGAAGUUGUUGUGAAAGGAGUCCCGUCAAUGCACAUUUGCCUAGAUUUCCUGCUAGUUCUAAUGCAACAGCCAAGAUUGGACAAACAAAUUUUUGCCAUUCUGUUAUUAUCACAUUUGUGUAUCCAAUAUGCUUUGCCAAAGAGUCUGAAUUUGUGCGUCACUGCUUUGAAUUUGUUGUACGCGAUAUUGGGAGGGAUCUCAAGUGCACAACGCGUAAAACACUUCAAACCGGUCUUGCCAGCUUUGAUAAGGAUUUACGAAGCAUUUCCACCAUUGAAAGACGACAUUUUGGGGAUUAUAACGCAACUGAAGGAAGUUGGCGAGAGUCAAGCUUCUCUGGUCAGUCAUUUUGAUAUUCACAGAGGAAGAGGACUUGAAGUUUCGGCUCAGAAAAGUGCCGAACUUUGCGAUUUAUCUAGGAAAGCUUAUAAUGAAAUUAUUUCUAAACAUGUGUUAAGAGAAACUGUACACAGACAAGUGUAAAUUUGUGUUUAGAAAGGAAUCAAUUGAGAGCCUCAAAUUUGACAACAUAUUUGUAUUUAAAGAAUAAUAAUAAAUUAAUACCUGAAAUACUCUAGAUUGCCUGAAUAUAUUACGAGUGAAUUAAAACCACAGACAAUAAAUUAACAAUUAAAAUAAGACACAAACUUUUAAGUACAUAACUGAAUUCAUAAAUAAGAACAUACAAAAAUUGCACUAACACUAAAAUUCGGACAAAAAUUCAUAACAAUUGAAAAUUAACUCCUGUGAAACCCAACAAAAUGGCAGAAGUCUAAUACAUAUUACAUUAACAUAUUUUGAUUUCCAUAAUACAUAAACAGUAAAAUUAUUUUCUAUUUUUUGCUCUUGAACAAGUCGACUAAUAACGCCUGUUCUUGCCUUUUGACAGUUUUCAUUUCUAAUAUUUUACAGAAUUCCGUCAGCUGGCAUUCUGGCAAAAGUUUCUUGCACUGAUCCACGAAAUUUUUUUCCGGUUCUAUAGGCGUCAUCACAACUUUUAAAAUCAUUUCUGCUUUG
Messenger RNA from Ceutorhynchus assimilis (cabbage seed weevil), 4347 nucleotides. NCBI's taxonomy places the organism in Eukaryota, Metazoa, Arthropoda, Insecta, Coleoptera, Curculionidae. The record is from the annotation of a GenBank genome assembly.